Molecule: messenger RNA, 4417 nt
Organism: Paramuricea clavata
Lineage: Eukaryota; Metazoa; Cnidaria; Anthozoa; Malacalcyonacea; Plexauridae
Source: the annotation of a GenBank genome assembly
AUGAAGAAAAAGGUGGAAAAUUCAACAAAAACUGAGUUUAUUCAUCUGUUUAUCAGCUUGCCGGCAAACGACGUUUAUAGCCUACGCGAUAUAAGUACAAAAUUACUCGUGCACCAAAUUAAAUCAAAAAUUGAACUCCGAGUCGGGAUACCAGGUCAUUUGAUACAUUUGUACUUUAUGAACAACGAACUGGCGGACGAUAAAACGUUACAGGACUAUAAACUAAAACACGGCUGUAUUUUAAGAGUACGGCUACACAAAACUUGGUUGGGGCUAUUCCUGGCUUGUUCGAAGGGAGAUACUUUUGAAGUCUUUGAAAACGGAGUGCAAGCAUUAAACGAUGAACCCUCAAGUGAUUUCGAUGUGGAACUUUGGAACAAGCUUGUUAUCAAACGGGCGACUUUUGCCCUGUUCAUGGCAACUUAUCAUGGAUAUUUGUCGCUCAUGCUAGAGCUGCUAAACUCCAGCGCAGCUGAUAUUAAUGGCUGUACGGUGUUUGGCCGGACAGCCUUGCAUAUUGCAGCUUUUCAAGGUUUCGUUGGCUGUGUUUCGCUCCUACUUUCCGAAGGUGCAGAGUCCAGUGCGCUGGAUGUGUUUGGUAAAACUCCCUUACAGUUGGCUUAUAUUAACAGGCAUAUUUAUUGUCAAAAACGAUUGUACAUGCAUCAGACUUCUAGAAGUGGGGGCGACGAAUCUCGUGAAAAGGCAGGUGAUGGUCGGCCCAAAACAGCACCGCAUGAAAUGAUGAAGAAUUUUCAUCGAAAUCAAAGAACGAAGAAGAAUAUGUCGUCGCAAGUUGCAACGGGAGCUACUCGUGGGGAAACGUCUGCCGAGGUUGGUGGUCUUAUGUUGAAUAAUGUACACACGUAAAAACACACAAAUUGUAACAAACCUGCAGCAGACUUGUAGCAAAUUGCUGUUGCAACAACUUGUUAACAGGAUAUGUUCGCACUGCUUGUUUCCAUCUUGUUGACAAGUUGUCAACGGCUUGUUCACAACUUGCUACAAGGUUUUUAAGUUUAGUACAUUCACAACAUGCUUUCAUCAGUGGUUUGACCCCUUUAUUGUGUCAAAAUAAAAAGAUUAGAUAUCCUCCUAUUCUAUCCUAUUCUAUUCCCAUAGAGUUUUCCAAGUAUAACCACCACCACUAAAGAUACUUCAAUCCAGUCUCAGAACCACUCGAGUCCUUCAUCAUCCUAUGAGUUACCUGUAAUGACGAUUGAAUCGCCAAAAACACAUCAUCCAGUGGGUGAAAUUCCGUCCCAGUUCUCGGCGCCUAUCGUGCGUGCGCAAACCGCACCAAUCCGACGAGAAGGCUCUUCUUCUCGAUCUAGUACUUCGCGUGGAAUUCGUGGAAUUGAUGCAAUUCUUAGAACUGCUCAAGAUGACAUUGUUGGAGAAUAUCAUAAUAUUGAUGGUAAGACUUACAGUAACAACAGUGGCUUUGCGCCUUCGAUUCCUCCAAUAUUCAGUUGUCUGAAAACUUUUUUUUAUUUAGAAAGUAUAGCUGAUAUUAAUGUGACCACACUGAAGCUUUCAUUACCAAGAGAGGAUAUUAUGCCAACAAAUUUCGAAACGAAACAGCCAGAACUAGAUUCUAUCACUAACAACUAUAAUUUCCUGGGCGAGGCAAGGUAUGAACAUAUUUCAUUUGUUAAGAUGAAAACGCUAACCGCACAUCUGUAACUCUGAAUUCCUGUAUAACGUAAAAAGUGGCAUUUCCAGACACAACAAGCGUGUCCUAUCCAAAAUAGAAGCACUUAAAAGGGACUGUAAUUGAUGACUACAUGACUAUAUCACUAUGUGACUAUAUGACUAUAUGACUAUAUGACUAUAUGACUAUAUGACUAUAUGGCUAUGACUAUAUGACAACAUGACUAUGACUAUAUGACUACAAGACUAUGACUAUAUGACUAUAUGACUACAUGACUAUGACUACAUGACUAUGACUAUUUGACUACAUGACUAUGACUACAUGACUAUAACUUAUGACUAUAUGAUUAUUAUGGCUAUGACUAUAUGGAUCAUAUUUAUUGUUUUAAAUCAUUUUACUUUAUUCUAUAAUCUGUUUAUAGAGCACCACUUCCUCCAAGCAAGAAAAUGCUCGGAUUCGUUUUAAAAGCUGAAGAAAACAGAAACUUAAAUCAGGAAAAGAAGACCAAUGGCUGUUCAGGAUCCGAACAGCAAGACGACAAAUUAUUGACAGCGACUACCAAUGGCGGUCCUAUAGCAAAGCGAGACCAGGAAGAUGAGAGAUUAUGGACGCUAUCUUCCAAUGGCUAUCCUGAGCCAAAUCAGCAACCAUCUGACCGACUCUGGACUCCACCAUCCUAUGACAGUGUUCUGGAGAAGACCCCAUCCCUACAUCGCAAAUUGGGACCGUCUCUAAGUUACGAUGCAUGGCUGGAAAAGAAGCGCCAGUCGGCAACCGAAGUUAAGACUGAACGCCCUGCUAGUGCCACCUUGAAAAGCAAAGUCGGACGAGAGAUGGACGUUGCCGCUUUUAAACAAUGGCUAGAAGGCAAAAAGAAGUUCCGGAAACGCAGUAAAUCUGAGACAUUGACUAUUGAACACCAUAGAGCUGGCUCUGGAGUGCCUUUUGAAGAAUGGUUAAGACAGAAAAGGCAACAAUUGAAUGGUAAGUCUUUUUAAUUGAAUUUCAACUGCAGGUUUUAAAAAUUUAAUUACCUAUUUAUAAGAUUCAAUAUUUACAAAGUUAAAAUAAAUAUUUUCGGUUAGUCAACGUCAGAACUGUUGACAGUUGCAGGAGCAACCGAAUUAGACUACAUCUCUCGAGGCUGGUCAGACACUAUCAAAGUUUCUAUGAUCACAGUAGGAAUUUCGCAUAUGUAAAUUCUAAGUUUUGAGGGAUUUGUAAGAAAUGUUUGAGGAAACUGACUCGGACUGUUUAACACUAAGUCAAUUCCCUCGAACGUUUCUUACAAAUCCUUCAAAACAUAGAACUUAGUUACAAAAUUCCUACUGUGAUCGCAAAAACUUUGACAGAGUAAAGCAGCUUUCAGUUUCAAUUCUAUUCAUUUCCCACCAAAUAGACUAUAACACAUGUAAUAUAACACAAGCUUUCGACUGCCAGCUGCUGUCUUCGACAGGUAAAGUGGUACUAAAUAUAAAACUAUUCUACGGAUUUAGCUACUAGGACAGUGGUUUACAAUUACAAUGAGAUGCAAUAACAAUGAGUAGUUCCGCCUACGUAAACUCUAGUAUAACGAGUGUUCUUUUAUAACUAUGGUUUAUUCUUUUUAAUAAAAAUCUAUAUUGUUCUGGUAAAUGUUGCGCAUUGUAUGCCAGGACUCCAGUGUUGCUCUGUGUCGAUAGGUUACCUUGUCUAGGAUUUUGCACUCAUCAAAGUUGAUUUUGUGGUCCCGAGUCCAAGCAUGUUUUGCUAUGUUAGAACCGGAUACCGUAACAUGUAAUAAAAAAAUUUAACAACAUCUGCUACACAGAUACGGGGCUUCGGUGGCCAAGUGGUUAGCGCACUUACCUCCCACCUCUGAGACUGCAGGUUCGAGUCUCACUAAGUACCUUCUCAAUGCGACUCGAACCCAGUCCCCAUGUGAAAAGAGUAAAAGUCAACGCUCUGCCGAAAGCCGUGGGUUUUCCCCGGGUACUCCGGUUUCCUCCCACAGGGAAAGUUGACAGGGUGGGUUAGGUAAAAAGGGCCCACAGUAAUUGGCAUAUGCUGUUGUGGUGACCCUGCCCUAGUUGGCAAAGCUAAAUAAAUAAAUAAAUAAAUACACGAUAACGAAACCCACCGAUACGAUUAAAUAUUUGGAGCCCAAACGUUUUCUUCAAUUUUGCAGAGUCCUCUAUGGAAUCCCCAGGCCAGAUCACUGAAAAAGCUGACUCAAGGCCUAAGCAAGCGCUGUUAGGUGGGAAAACGUUUUCUGAGUGGCUAGCUGAAAAGAGACAGCCAAACCAAACUUGUGAAAAUGUUAAAACGGACAGCAAAAGGAAUAGAUCCCAUUCUGGAAAGACGUAUCGAGAAUGGCUUAAGGAUAAGAACAAGGAAAAGCAGAAUGAAGCUAUUUUACAAGAUAAUUUCGCAAUGUUAGAGUUACAGAAGAAAGCAUUAGUUGAAGAACAGCGGAGACUUAAUCCAAGGGUGAAAACGUUUGACGAAUGGUUUGAGGAGAAACGUGCCCAAAGUAUUAUCGAGCUUAUACAAUCAAAAAAUGUUCCGAAUGAGGCAUGGUUGCUGAAUUCUAAAACGAAAUUUCCUGAAGAUGCUUGCUUGGUGUAUGAUAUGUGGCUCACGUCCAAGAACAUGGAGGAAUUCAAAAGAGAAGAGAGAUUGUAUGAAGAAAUGGUUGAGAAGUGGCGAAAAAAAGAACAGGAACGUUUGCAAGUGCGAAGGAGUAUUUUAAGUAAACUUAGUCAAGCUAAGAAGGAUACCUAA